CGACAGAUGAUACAGCCUACGAAAGAACACUUGGGUUCUUUAAAAACUCUUAUUAUUGACAACUACGACUCUUAUACUUUCAAUUUACUCCAACUUUUUGACGACUGUAACAACGUUGUCGUUGUCCGCAAUAACCAGUUUACUUGGCAAGAAUUCACGACACAUAUCUUACCUCAUUUCGAUAAUGUAAUCAUCUCUCCCGGCCCUGGUAGACCUGAAAAUAGCCAAGACUUUGGUAUAUGCACACAAUUAUUACAGGCACAGUUGGAUCCUCAAUUAUCAGACUAUCAUCGGCCUAUUUUUGGUGUUUGUCUAGGUCAUCAGGGCAUUGGCUAUUUGUUAGGAGGAAAAGUGACUUAUGCAAAUCGAAUCAUGCAUGGUCGAAUGUCACAUAUCUAUUUUCAGUCUAGAAAUGCUGCUUAUACAGAUGUAUUGCAUGGCUGUCCAUCUCCCUUUUGGGCAGUACGUUAUCAUUCACUUGUCGUGGAUAAGGAUUCUAUACCAGAGGACUUGUUAGUAACAGCUUACUGUUAUGAAAAUGACGCCGAUGUCGAAGCACUCAAAAACAGUGUCUAUUUGGCAGACAAUCAAGUCUUGACACAGGGAGAAACCAAAAACCAUUUCUUAAAGCACGACCAAGGGCAGCAGCAAGAGAAUCAGGCACUAACGAUUAUGGCUUUUCAACAUAAAAAACUGCCCUUAUGGGGCGUUCAGUUUCAUCCUGAAUCUGUUUCAACAGAAUACGGCUCAAACGUGAUUUUAAAUUUUCAAACGCAGACUUAUGCAUGGAUGAUUCAAGAGGGACAUCGAUCUCCGUCGAAUGCGCCUCUGGACCUAUCAAUUCUGUCUUAUUCUGCCGUCCAUUCUGCUUCUAACCUACCUAAGCAAAUCAAGAACCAGUCCACAAGCAAACUAGAGCUUUAUAUCAAACCUAGCUGCCCUAGCUGGAUUGACCCCCAAGUACUUGCAGACGAACUCAUUUCAGAGAAUGCUCGAGGAUCGCAGGAACAAUACAUGGGUUGGCUAGACAGCAGCCGCAAGUCAUCUCCUUAUUCUCGCAUGUCUAUUCUUAGCUUCAAUCCAGCUGCUAUCCUCACUUAUUCGACACUGCAUAAAGAAUUACGGACAACCCAAAGGAACUCAACUAUCACGACGACAACAGCUUUGGAAACCAACUUUUUUGAUUACCUUUCCGAUCUUUUGGAUAUGACACAAGUCGUUCCCAAGCAUAUCUUGGGUGGAUCAUUCUCUCCUUGUGAAAUUAUAGAUGAUUUAGACUUUCAAGGUGGUCUUGUGGGUUACUUGGGCUAUGAAAUGAAGCGUGAGAGUAUGGAAGGAUACAAAAUACCCAAAGAGCAAGUGUGUCACUGCCAACAUCACGGUCAAGAUCAUUGUUGUCUCUGCAUUGAAGAACCGGAUGCUGCUUUUCAAUUCGUAGAUCAAUUCUUGGUAUUUGACCAAAUGCAUCGCCAAAUCUAUCUGUGUUGUCUUGUAGGUCAUCAUCCAUGGUUCAGUCGUGAACCCAGCGAUGCCAUUCACUGGAUACAAAGCCAAGAACAAAAAAUGCUUCAGAUAGCUGAGUUGGGACGUAAGCGUAAAUUGAUGGAUGAUGCCAUGCGUUGGGAAUCCAUGUCCUCACCUCGUACAACGCCCACACCUUCUGUUCAAUUACCGAUGGCUUCUCAUCUGUUUACGCCUGAUGUAGAGCAUCAAGCAUACCUCAAGUCCAUUGAAUCUUGCAUUGACCAUAUCAAAGAAGGGGAAUCGUAUGAGAUCUGUUUGACAACGCGGUUCCGCCUUGAACUUCCUAAACACAUUUCAACACGAACAACCGAUCCUGUACUAUGGCGACUCUAUACAUAUUAUCUGCGUAAAAACAAUCCUGCUCCCUUCUCUGCUCUACUCAUGUUUCCUCAGUUGGGUCUACUCUCAUCCAGUCCUGAACGGUUUCUUAGUGUGAGUAGAGAUCAAGUGGCUGAAAUGAAGCCUAUCAAGGGUACAGUAGCCCGUGUGCUCGACUGUGUUUGUCCUGAAAAUCAAUGCGAUCUGGGCGAAGCCUGUAAGUCAAGGCAAUGGCAACAAGACGAGGAACGCAAGCAACAACUCUGGCAAGACGUCAAAGAACGAGCAGAAAACCUUAUGAUUGUGGAUCUGAUUCGUAAUGAUUUGGCUCAAGUGUGUGAUCCUAACAGUGUCCGUGUGCCUAAAUUAAUGCAUGUUGAGACCUAUGAAAAAGUGCAUCAUUUAGUAUCGACCAUUCGAGGUCAAUUGCGUUCACAUGUGAAUAGCGUAGAAGCCCUUCGAACAUGUUUUCCUCCAGGGUCGAUGACAGGUGCACCUAAAUUACGGUCUGUGCAAAUCUUGGAUCGAUUAGAGGCCCAUCGUCCCCGAGGUGUUUAUUCAGGCUGUCUGGGGUAUUUCUCUCUGAAUGGCAGUGCUGAUUUUAAUGUGGUGAUAAGAACUGCGGUUGUGUCUACGAGAUCAGAUAAUUCAACACAUGUGUCUGUGGGUGGUGGUGGUGCUAUUACUUUUUUGUCUAAUCCUGAACAAGAAUGGAAGGAGACACUGCUGAAGACAAAGAGUGUCGCUCCUAGUGUAAAAGAGUUUCUUGAAGAUCAGUUAUAG
This is a messenger RNA of Gilbertella persicaria, 2625 nucleotides long. Its product is annotated as ADC synthase. The record is from RefSeq and is a predicted model, not a curated record. The transcript has 6 exons. Gene Ontology annotation, biological process: L-tryptophan biosynthetic process. Bases 7 to 2625 code for a protein of 872 amino acids. Lineage: Eukaryota; Fungi; Mucoromycota; Mucoromycetes; Mucorales; Choanephoraceae.